AAGAAGAACAAAACUGCGAAAAUACAAGAAAUCUGAUAGUACAAGAAAACAUAAAAAAAGAGUUUUUUAGAUUCAACUAAGAAAAAUGGCGAGCACUGUGAUGACUACAUUGCCACAGUUCAAUGGUCUUCGUGCCACCAAGAUCUCUGCAGCCCCUGUUCAAGGCCUGGCUGUUCAGUCCAUGAGACGCAAGGGAACGGGAGCUUUGGGUGCCAAGUGUGACUUCAUUGGUUCAUCAACGAAUCUGAUCAUGGUAACAUCGACAACGCUGAUGCUGUUCGCGGGGAGAUUCGGACUAGCGCCAUCAGCCAAUAGGAAGGCGACAGCUGGACUUAGGCUAGAGGCACGUGACUCUGGUCUACAAACUGGUGACCCAGCCGGGUUCACGCUGGCCGACACAUUGGCUUGUGGUACCGUUGGUCAUAUCAUCGGCGUUGGAGUUGUCCUCGGCCUCAAGAACAUCGGUGCUAUUUAAAUUUGUUUGAAGCUCUCUUUUUUAUUUGAAUAUGUAAAAUGUGUAGAUUUUUAUAACAAUGUUCUCAUGAUGGACAAGAGGGAGGAGGGAGAUCUAAUGAAAGUUGCAAGUCUUUAUGUUUAUAACAUU
Capsella rubella is the source of this 604-nucleotide messenger RNA. Its product is annotated as photosystem I reaction center subunit psaK, chloroplastic. Gene Ontology annotation, biological process: photosynthesis. Lineage: Eukaryota; Viridiplantae; Streptophyta; Magnoliopsida; Brassicales; Brassicaceae. The transcript is spliced from 3 exons. Gene Ontology annotation, cellular component: photosystem I; membrane. The coding region runs from base 86 to 475 and encodes 129 amino acids. The record is from RefSeq and is a predicted model, not a curated record.